AUGAAUGAAUCGAUGGUGAGACGCUGGAAACAGCAGCGGGAAGAACUGGAGCAAUGUAAAAAGACGAAAAAUAGCUUCCAGAGGGCUCAACAUAGCAGACUGCCAGGCAGCGUUUUUCACACUGAGCAUGUGGCAGAAGUCGUCAAGAGGUGCCCACACCACCAAAGCGAAGACCCGACCAACAACAAGAGCCAUCUGAUCGAAGUGGAGGGCAGCCAGCUGGCCCAGUAUGUUGAGGAUCUGAACACCAAAAGCCAGAGCGUGACUGUGCCAGGCUUCAGCCUCCCUUUGAGUCAGGACACCUUCUGUGAUUUAUGGAACAAUGUUCGUUUGUCGACUUCGGCUGACGGAUUACCGGGUCCGAAUAUGGAUUUUUGGAAGAAUCCCGAAAUUAAGGAGGAAACUAUAAAUGUGUCUGCUGCCCCAACGGUCCCUGCAGUUUCCAAUUAUACAGGGCAACACGAUUUUAUGCUUAAAUUUAACGACUUGGGAACUGCUAAAAGUGUCACCUCCACGUCUUCAGAAAAGCUUGGGAAACUAUUCUGCCAGCUGGCUAAAACCACUCUGAUUGGGAUUUUGGUUAAGGAGGAGCCUCCGCAGGGCGCCAUCAUCAGCGCGACGGCCGUGUAUAAAAAGACUGAGCAUGUGGCAGAAGUCGUCAAGAGGUGCCCACACCACCAAAGCGAAGGCCCGGCCGACAACAAGAGCCAUCUGAUCGAAGUGGAGGGCAGCCAGCUGGCCCAGUACGUUGAGGAUCUGAACACGAAAAGCCAGAGCGUGACAGUGCCUUACGAACGCCCACAGCUGGGAUCUGAGACGACCAAAAUCCUGCUGAGCAUCAUGUGCACCAGCUCCUGCAUGGACCUUACUUGA
Molecule: messenger RNA, 873 nt
Organism: Xiphophorus hellerii (green swordtail)
Lineage: Eukaryota; Metazoa; Chordata; Actinopteri; Cyprinodontiformes; Poeciliidae
Product: cellular tumor antigen p53-like
Exons: 2
Coding region: 1-873 (290 amino acids)
Biological process (GO): apoptotic process; regulation of transcription by RNA polymerase II
Cellular component (GO): nucleus
Molecular function (GO): DNA-binding transcription factor activity, RNA polymerase II-specific; protein binding; RNA polymerase II cis-regulatory region sequence-specific DNA binding
Source: RefSeq, a predicted model, not a curated record